CGGGAAAGUUCAGAGUUGUUGUCUGGGUUUGAAGGACGAUAUUCUUUUCUCCACAAGUCGAAAGUCUAUGGCUAAAAAGUUAAAGCAGCUUGUCAAUUAAAACAAAAGAACAAGCCGGAAGUCUCAAGAGAGAUAGGUAUGAGGUGUCUUUUUUUUUUUUUUUAAACUAGAAUGAAUCAGCACGGCGAUGGAGAUGAGACUACUGACUUCACUGGACCAGAUUUUUCUCUUUCAGUUGAAGGUGAAGGAGACUUGUGUACAGAGAAUGGUCAAGUAGGUGGUCAGGACAAGCAGCAUUCCUUGAAGCGGAAGAAUUCAAAGCAAGUGGCAGCAGAUACAUCCAAAGGUUCAGAGGAAGAAGUGAUCAACAAGAGGCAUAGGAACACAUCAAAUCCUGAACAAACUCAUGUACACCCUGGGUCCAGCAAGUCACCAUCAGAAGAAUCAGACUCCAUGAAAGCACUAAAUAAAGAACUUGGUCAGGAAAUGAAGAUGAUGUUUAUGAACUGGGCUGUUCCUUUCAGUGAGAGUGAGCAGUUUGAGCUGUUCUGUCCCACCCGAGUGGACGGCUUACUGCAGGAGGCCAGGGCUCUGGAGGAAAACCUCAAGGAACAGAAGAAAUGUCUUCUACAACGUCUUCAGAUGUUGUCACAGACGCUCCAGCAGGAGAAGUAACAUGAUGUUAUAGACUUUAUAAUGUUUGCCUUUUCUGGUAUUUAAGAUAACCAAACGCAAAGUCCACUGUCACAUUGGGAAGACUUAGACAUAAUAUGUAACUCUUUCCUUGAACACAAUUCAUUAGCAGCAGACCAGUUCUACGAAUUUUCCAGAGAAUAUACAGUUGUACUAAGAUAUGAAACAGCAAUUGACGUUUUCCAUUUUCCUCCUUUAUAUUUCCAUUUGAAUGGCAAAGAUUGUCAUAUGCUUAUUCUCUAUCACCUUUAAAUGUAAUCUUUAAGUUUAACAAUAGAAAUCCUGCUCACAUUUUCUGGCUUGUAGUCAGUGAGUGACAAGUCAGUGUUACUUGUAGUAAGUGCUAACAGACAAGUACCCUUGUUUGGAUAUUGUACACUUACAUGUGUUCACUGUUUUCCAUAUAAAUCAUACACUGCAAUGCAA
Branchiostoma floridae (Florida lancelet) is the source of this 1119-nucleotide messenger RNA. RefSeq lists its product as uncharacterized. The record is from RefSeq and is a predicted model, not a curated record. The transcript is spliced from 6 exons. NCBI's taxonomy places the organism in Eukaryota, Metazoa, Chordata, Leptocardii, Amphioxiformes, Branchiostomatidae. Bases 172 to 675 code for a protein of 167 amino acids.